This is a messenger RNA of Folsomia candida, 4227 nucleotides long. RefSeq names its product symplekin (gene Sym). Gene Ontology annotation, cellular component: mRNA cleavage and polyadenylation specificity factor complex. NCBI's taxonomy places the organism in Eukaryota, Metazoa, Arthropoda, Collembola, Entomobryomorpha, Isotomidae. Bases 328 to 3858 code for a protein of 1176 amino acids. The record is from RefSeq and is a predicted model, not a curated record. The transcript has 20 exons.
AGAAAGCGAGAGUAGCAAAUCACCGUAUUAAAAAUAUACAAUAUCAAAUUUACAGCUCUCGUUUAAAUUCUCAAAAUUCGAAAGUAAAUCAUUUUUGUUCUGUUCUCGACCAAAUACAAAGUAGAGUAGCCAGUAGUUUACUGCAGAAACAUAUAUUCAUGAACGACUGAAGAAUGCUAAGUAUGCCUGGAUGGACUUCUGCCGAUUUAGGAUUCAUAUUUAGUGACGUUUACUGACUUCGUUUUCAUUCCCUGACUUGAAGCUGAGGGGAAAAUAAAUCUCGUGACGAUUUUGAUUUGGGCGACAGCAAAUAGCGUAUUUCGGAACAUGAGUCAUCAUGCGGGUCGGAGCGCGGCGUCGCAGUUCUUCAUGGAAGGUGAAUAUGGGGAGGAGGACGAAGACUACAGCGGCGGCAGCAGCAGUGGAGGGCGACGGACCAGCAGCAGCUCAGGGUUGGGCGUCAUGACAUCACGACAUUCGUCCUCUCGGAUCGACAGUGGCUUCGACGCCACGGAUUAUCAGGAUGAAAAUGAGGUUGCGGAUUUAUUGACGAAGGCGACUGUUACUUCUAGCGAAAAAACGAAACUGGAAAAUCUACGACGAGUGAAUGAAAUCAUAAUUACGAAGCAGCCGGCCCUUUUGGACAAUUUCCUUAACGAGAUGUUAGACUUUCAGAGUGAUAAUAAUGCCGAUGUUCGGAAAUACAUUUUGGAGUUUAUUGAAAAUGCUUGUAAAACGGACCCUGAAACAAUUCCAAAGGUGAUGCACAACAUGAUGAUGAUGCUUCAAGACAAAUGUGUCUCUGUGCAAAAGAAAGCAAUCCAAGUAUCUGGGAAAUUGUUCCAGUACACGUUGAUGUGGCUUUCAAAGUCUAAAACUGUGACUGACGAGAUGGAAGUUGCUUGGAACUCUGUGAACGAACUGAAAAAACAUAUUUUGAAGAUGAUAGACAGCGAUCUUGAUGGAAUCCGUACACAUACUGUCAAAUUUAUUGAAGGUGUUGUUCUUCUCCAAACUGCUACCGAGGCGGAUAGCGUUAAACGAGAAGGGGUUUUUUGCUUAGACGAUGUCCCCAUCAACAUUAAAGUAGCAAGGCCAAGAAAAUUGGAGGAAGAUGCGAGGAUAUUAUUUGAAGAUUUGCUCAAAUUCCACGGCUCUCGUCAUGCUACCAGUGUAAAUUUAAUGACCUGCAUGGGCUCUAUCAUAAUCAUUGCCAAGUUAAGACCCGUUUUUAUGGGGCGUGUCGUGACAGCUAUGGAAAAACUUAAUGCCAUCCUUCCACCCACUCUGGAAAGGUCCCAAGUUACCUCAGUCAGGAAAUACAUGAAGGUUCAGUUAAUAGGUUUACUAAAACAUCCUAGAGCCAUUGACUAUUAUGACAACAUAACGACUCUUCUUACUGAUCUGGGUGCAUCGUCGAGUGAGCUCUACAAAUCGAUCCCAAAUUGGGAUGAAAUAAAAGCCGAGCGCCGAAAAAGACACCGACUGAUGAAUGAUAUCGAUGAUCAAGUCAGUAGGAAAAGAGCAAAGCUGCAAGAGGAGGAGAAAGAUGUACCUGACGUAAUUAUGGAGGACUAUGACGAUGACGAAGAUAUGGAAAAACCAGAGGAGGAACAUACCACGUCAAAUACUCUCAGUGAAAUAGAAAAAAAUGUUUUCCAAAAGUUAACUCCUCAAAUGGCAGCAGAACUCGUGUUAUCAUCUAUGGAUCGAUUGCCAGAUACAAUGCCGGCACAUUUUACAGCGUCCUUCACCCCAAUUGCAAUGGCAGGCACGGAGAGCCAGAUUCGGCACGUUUCAAGGCUUUUAGCUGCACAAAUUACUGCGUUUCAAUUGGGGCCAGAAGCAGCCCUUCAAGCAGGUUUUACGUUGGAAGAGUACGACGAACCAACCAAAAUUCCUACUCUUGUUUCCGGUGCAGACAACAAGGAAAAUAAAAAGACAUUGUUUGACUCUCGUGGGAUUGUUCCCAUUGUUAAAAGAAAAAUUACAAAAAUAUUGAAAUUGAGUGAAAUAACAAAGCCAUUGACAUUAGAAGAAAAUCAGAAGCAAAUGCUUUCCGCUGUUAAAAGAAUUUUGUAUUCGCCUGACAAACUUGAUGAGAUCAAAUCUCGAAUAGUUUGCUCUAUUGCAGUAAAUUCCACAUUUGAUGUUAAAUUUUUUAUACUAAAAUACAUUCAGUCUGAUAUACGAAGUCAUUUGAAUUUGGGAAUUAGUUGGAUAUAUUCAGAGUACUGUUUGAGUCAAGAGUUCAUAGCUACAAGCAUUGCCAACAAGACGGAAGCUUCACUCGACAGGUAUGAAUGGACUUUUGUAAACAUAAUGAGAUCCAUCUUGGAUACUGCAGCUGACGCUGAAAAGUCAUUGUUUGCGAGAAAACUGUAUACCGAAUCUCCAACCAUACCAGACAAAGGAUUGGACCUGCUUAAACAAUUAUGCGCCCAGUCGCUUCAUGCUACGAAUGGAAUGAAUCUACUCAUGGAAUUGGCCUUAAAACGUCCACGCAAGCUGUACUACUUGAGCACCUUAUUGGAGUUUUGUGCCCAUUCAGCCGAUGAGGUUCGUUCAGAAGCUGUUAAUUGCGUUAUGAAUCUUUAUAACACAAUGGAAAGCAUGCGUGGAGUGGUAGAAGAUCAAGCUGUUGGAACGUAUAUGAACUCUUUGCGGUUUAAAAAUCCUCCAGAAAUUUUGUUUUCUGACGUUUCUGGAAGGUCAGACGUUUCAAAGGAUUGGAGUGAUGAUCUUGUCAGAGCGUGCCUUACUCUCUAUCUCCAGCUGUUGAGCAUAAAAAAUUCAUUGAUUCACGAACUUGCCAAAAUUUAUGUUGAAACAACGAGCGAAGUCAAACGUAGUAUUCUCCGUUAUAUAGAGCAGCCUAUACGUAAAAUGGGAAUGAACGCUCCAGAAUUGAUGAAGUUAUUGGACACCUUUCCGAAUGGAGCAGAAACACUAAUUACAAGGAUAAUACAUUUGUUAACAGAUAAAACUUUGCCAAGUGCCGAGUUGGUUACAAGAGUUAGAAACUUAUAUGCCAAACGUGUCUCGGAUGUAAGAUUCCUCAUCCCAGUUCUUAAUGGUCUUAGUAAAUCUGAAAUCAUUGCUGCUCUUCCGAAACUUAUCAAAUUGAACCCUAAUGUGGUCAAAGAGGUAUUUAAUAGACUAUUGGGGAUUCACACGGAUGCCAAAACGCAACACGCAAGUCCCAUAACUCCCGUUGACCUUAUGGUUACUUUGCACAAUAUAGAACCCACAAAAUGUGAUGUAAAGACAGUCAUCAAAGCUACCUCAUUGUGUUUUAAUGAGUCUGAAGUGUACACGGCUGAAGUCCUGGCAAUCGUGAUUAAUCAGUUACUAGAACAAUCCCCACUCCCCACCCUUCUGAUGAGAACAGUCAUCCAGACUCUAGCUCUUCAUACUAAACUAUCCGGAUUUGUGAUGAAUACAUUGAGCAGACUGGUUAAUAAGCAGGUUUGGACACAGCCAAAGGUCUGGGAAGGAUUCGUGAAAUGCUGUCAACGGACCAUACCAAAAAGUAUCCCCGUCCUGUUAACUCUUCCUCCGCCCCAAUUACAACAAGCCUUGACUGAAGCACCAGACCUGAUGAGUCCCAUUGCUGCACACUUGAUGUCUCUUUCAGAUCAACAGCGUUCCUGUUUGCCACCAAUGUUGUUGAACCUUGUCCUUGGCGGUAGCAUGGUAAAACCAGAAUAUCAAGGGUAUGAUGAGUAUCAAGAAGUUGUUACAGUGGGAUCGGUGAGCAAUGGAAGGCCGAUUUCAAUUAAAGACGAACCUGGGUCCCCGAGAGGAGAUGGAGGACAUGAUCUGUCCAUCGAAAUCAAAGAUGAGAUAGCUGAAUAGCCAGCAACAUUUGACUAAUUGCAGAAUUGUUGCAAGUUAUUAUAUAAUUUUAUAAAUUUGAAUGAAAUGAAUCUAAGAUUAUAUGUAAAUUAAAAUCACAAUCACGGUUAUAAGUACUUUGUAGUUAUUUAUUAUUACUUGCAAUUUUUGACGAUAAGGAUAUAGUUGAAAUUGGAUAAUCUUAGUGGGUGGACAUUAUGUCGAUAAUUUUUUAUAAACAGGAUAUCAUCGUCUAAAAUGCAAAAAACCCUAUCAAACUGGGAGGUCACUAUUCUCCCAUAUUUCCAUAUAUUUAUAUGUAUUAUUCAGUUGAUAUCCUUCCAUAUGUGUGUAAAAUAUUAUGGAAUUAUAUAAUGCAACAAAGAAAAG